Messenger RNA from Eufriesea mexicana, 4177 nucleotides. Its product is annotated as membrane palmitoylated protein 7-like protein metro. The coding region runs from base 846 to 3728 and encodes 960 amino acids. Lineage: Eukaryota; Metazoa; Arthropoda; Insecta; Hymenoptera; Apidae. The transcript is spliced from 18 exons. The record is from RefSeq and is a predicted model, not a curated record. Gene Ontology annotation, molecular function: protein binding.
UCUAUCGAUUAAAGCGAAAUAACUAUGAUAUUUUGUACACGUUUAAGCAUACUUUCUCUUCUUUUAAGCGUUUCUUUCUCUCUUCUUUUUCCCCCAAUCGUAAAUUAACAGGGACGGACGAAAAGAGAAAGCAUAAAGGAGAGCAAUAUUGGAAGAAAGAAAAAUUCGAUCAGGAAAAAAAAAGGGAACCGAAAUACCGACUAGUAUGGAAAAAUAUAGAUUCGAUGUUCGAAAGACAGGUAUACGUACGAACAAGGGGGAUGGAGAGUGGAUACGUCGUUGGAACUGGAAGGGCGAGGAAGGGGCAGAAGCAUCUAGCUACGACAGUGGAGGUAACAGUGCUGCCUUUAAAGAUGGCCACCCAAGGCAACGCGCUGUGUCGCGUCCAUGCCGAAAAAUGAUCGAAAACCCUUACCAAAUCGUGAAUAUUGGCUAAAUUGAAUUAUACGGUGAACGAAGAAGUCUUCGGUUGGAUCGUUCGGUGAUUGUCGGAAAGGAUGUUUGGUGUUCCAGAGUGUUUGGCCCGUUGAAACGCAAAAAGGUUGUCGAGAUGCAAGAUGAGAGGAAUCUAGCGGUGGUCAUUCUACCCCGUGUCGAGUGACAGUGGCUUACGUAACGGAUUAUUCUCGCUAUGAUAACGAUACUCCAGCCGCGAAUGCGAAACAAGAAACUGUUUUACCGGGUUAUUCGCGGCGCUGCGCACGAAUCUGCUAGAAAUACGCAUCGCGGCUGACCUGAUUAGUCUCUGUCGUUCUGAUAUCGUAGCACGCCACUGUUCGAGUGCACCCUAUUAGUUUCGAAUCCAGCAGGCUGGAAAAAAGUAUCGGAGCCUGUUCUGAUAAAUUAUGACAGCGGCGCUCGUCAUGGAAAACACAAAUUGGGAUCCUGCAUUGUCCAAGCUGCUGAAUUCUCUGCAGGAGAACAAGAACGAGAUACCGAGUUGUACCGAGGAGGAAUUUGGAUUUCUCAGUGAACUAUUGCAGUCGAAGGAAUUGAACGCUUUAGUGAACGUGCACAAUAAAAUUUUGAACAAUGUCAAGGACGACAAAUUCUUUCCUGUACUCUCCAAUGCCAUGGACAUUGACAUCGAAGUUCUGGACCUGUUAUCCACCAAAACGCACCUCUCCAAGGAGUGCAAGGAACUGUUCCAUUUACUUCAAAAGCCGCAUAUACAGGGUUUGUUGUGCGCUCACGACGCGGUUGCCCAGAAAGACUACUAUCCCCGAUUGCCGGAGAUUCCCCUGGAAGUCGACGAGGAUGAAGAAACCGUCAAGAUCGUGCAGUUGGUGAAAUCGAACGAACCCUUGUGUGGCGCCGGCGUUGAACCGAUCCUGGGGGCAACCAUGAAAACAUGCGAGGUCACCGGCAAGAUCGUGAUAGCACGAAUAAUGCAUGGCGGUGCGGCCGAUAGAUCCGGCCUCAUUCACGUUGGAGACGAGAUUUACGAGGUCAACGGCAUCAGUGUCGAAGGAAAGACUCCGAACUGUGUUCUUAAAAUAAUGCAAAAUUCUGAGGGUACGAUUACCUUCAAAAUAGUGCCUGCUGAUAGUAAAGGGGAAAUUCGUGAGAGCAAGGUACGAGUCAGAGCGCACUUUUCGUAUAAAGCUGCCGAAGAUCCGUACAUACCUUGCAUAGAGGCUGGACUAGAUUUUUCGAAGGGCGACAUUCUUCACAUUGUCAGUCAGGACGAUGUUUAUUGGUGGCAAGCCAGACGCGAGGGUGACCGAAAUAUGAGGGCUGGCCUGAUCCCCUGCAGAGCCCUACAAGAAAGACGAAUUAUCCUUGAGAGACAACAAAAGGAGAAAACCGAUAACGACAAUAUAAAGAACGACGAUUUCGACCGGGAAGAAAUACCGACCUACGAAGAGGUCGCAAAGCUCUAUCCGAGACCUGGCCUCUAUCGACCGGUGGUUCUGAUCGGGCCACCGGGUGUCGGCAGAAACGAGCUCAAGAGGCGGCUUAUGGCCACUGAUCCCGAUAAGUACAAGACGCCUGUUCCUUAUACCUCGAGACCACCGAGACCCGGCGAAGUCAACGGCAAAGAAUACCACUUUGUUAGUCGUGAAAAGAUGGAAGAAGAAAUCGAGGCCGGCAAGUUUAUAGAAUACGGCGAGUAUAAGGGCAACUUGUACGGUACCAAUUCCGAGAGCGUGAGCUCGUUGAUAAACGCCGGAUACGUGUGUCUAUUGAACCCUCACUAUCAGGCCCUCAAGAUGCUGCGAACUCCGCAGACAAAGCCAUAUGUGAUAUAUAUAAAACCGCCUAGGUUUGAAAUAUUGAAAGAAACAAGGAACGAUGCCAGAGCAAGAUCGACUUUCGAUGAAAGCAACUCCCGAGGUUUCACGGACGAGGAAUUUCAUGAAAUUUUGCAUAGCGCUGCUAGGAUCGAAUUUCUGUACAGUCAUCUGUUCGACGAAGUGAUAGUGAACGCCGAUCUUCCUAUCGCGUUUACCGCUCUGGGUACCCGCUUCGUGGGUUCAAUAAAUUAUGCUUCGACCGAAGAUUCAUGGAAAGACGAUGGAAAUCUUCGGGAAUAUUGCAAGUUCGACGCAGCUAGAUUCUUCGACACAUUACGAUCGGCGGAUGCUUUUUCCCAAACUUCUCGAGCUAUACUUUUUCGUGUGAAGAAAUCGGUGUCCUUCAGUUCGGAUACGAGUUUCGAAGAGAAACGAGCACCUUAUAGAAGAGCCGCCGUUCACGAGGUCAAGGCCUAUCACAAAGGUGUCCUGCAAGACCAUAGUACGCGCGAGGUGAACAUUGUCACAAAAGUGCCGUCCUCGUGGGAUACGACCUCCGAGGGCCCAGCGGCCCUCCUGAGGGCAGCCAGAGAUGCAGACGAAAUUGUCCUUAACGAAAUCGCAGUUCAGGUGCGAAAAUUUGGAUUCGGGGACGUAGACAUCAAUAUGGUUGAUAGUUGCGGCAGGACCGCCAUCAGCUACAUGGCUGGAAACGGUGCCCCGGGAAUGCUGGAGUUAGCUCUCUCGUUCGAAAGGGUGGAUCCGAAUAUUCCCGACAACGAAGGCAACACGCCUCUACAUUUCGCCGCCCAGGCCGGGCAAACGGAAUGUUUGAACAUACUGCUUCAAAGAUGUCCAGACAUCGAGGUGGACGCCAGGAACACAUCGGGUUUUACUCCGUUGAUGAAAGCGGCGCUUCAAGGAAGAACAAAAUGCGCCAAAAUUUUACUAUUCGCCGGCGCCAAUCCAACGUUAAGAGAUCACGGGAGAGGGCUAAGGGCGGAACAAUGGGCUAGAUUUUGUGGAAGGUACGUGUGCGCCGAAGUAAUCGAAAGGUUCGCCAGGCAUCGACUCCUCGAAAGGUCAACCUCUUGUCGGUGGGGUAGCGAACCCGAACUGGCGGCAAAAGUACUACAAGGAAAGCUAAUGCCCAUUCCGACCACACCUCUAUCGCCACCAUCCACGGGACUCAGAUCAAAGAUAAGAAAAGUUUUUCGUACAUCGUCCGGACCAGAUCGAAAUUUUUCCUUGGUUUCGCAAUUAACCAGCGCUGCCCUUUGUGCAAGCAGUCCCGCACUACCGAAAUCUAGCGAAGUUCCUCCAGUGGUUAAAAGUCUUCUGCGACCUCUCAGUGUUCCCCAAUUAAGAGUGACGCUAGUUGCACCGCAGGAUAUACUUGAACAAUCAAAGGACAAGCAUAGCUCAAAUUCCAUAGAAAAGAUCGAGAAUACGGUAGCGAAGUCAUCGCGAUCGAAGAAGAAAAACAAAUAAAUCGACAAGUCUCAUUCGCGAAUCGGCAGUGUUUCUUUUGUUCUCGAAAAAGAAAUUCGAGAAUCUUCGAUCUCCUUCGACUCAAUCACUCGUUAUCCGGCUCAGCUAUAGUUCCUAUCGAUCGACGAAAUUUUUGUUCCUUUCAAACUUACUAUCGUUUUUAAAAAUCUACGCGCAUUCUCGUUUCUAUACGACCAAAAUUGUGCAUUUUUUUUUCAACACUAUAAACCUGUUUACAGAAUUCAGAGUCAAAAAGAAGGAUUGUUAUCCUUCGUGGAUAAUUUAUUCUGCUGUACGUUAGUAACCAUUACCUUAAACUGUUUUCAAUGUAAAUGGUUUUAGUAAGUGUCGUAUACGGGUGAAACGGUAAAAUUUAUUUUUGGUUCGUGGUCAAUGUAAACCGUUUCAGAUAUUAGGAAGAUAAACAAAAUUCUAUAGAUAAAAAUCAC